Hemisphaericaspora subhashii is the source of this 1143-nucleotide messenger RNA. Its product is annotated as VHS2. The coding region runs from base 1 to 1143 and encodes 380 amino acids. The record is from RefSeq and is a predicted model, not a curated record. The transcript has a single exon. Lineage: Eukaryota; Fungi; Ascomycota; Pichiomycetes; Serinales; Debaryomycetaceae.
AUGUCUGCCACUAAAACUAUAACUACAGAAGAAGAAACAAUCCCUUCUCCGUCUACCAACAACAACAACACAACAAAAGAACAGCUAUCUUUAUUUACCUUUGGAUCAUCAACCACCACCACCACCAAUGAACAUCCAUCACCAAUCAGACCACCACCAAUUCCAUUCAACAACACAUCUCCAAAACAUUCAAUCUCAUCCAUAAUCUCAGAUGAUCAACCACAACGUAACUCCACCGCCACUGAAGAUGACUACUGUAUAUUUGAAAGAUCAGUUCAAGAUGCAUGCGUCUUCGACCCUGCCCUCAGAUCAGGCUCAAUCGUCUCAUUAGCCUCCAUCAACAACAACCAUAAACCAUCCAUCUCCACCCGUCCACGUUCAGCAACUACUGCUGGCACUCAUAAUUCAUCAAUCUCACUCACAACUGGUCAAUAUCUCAAAAAUGAAGAUUAUAUUCCUCCAGCAUUAGAUGCAACUGCCAGUCUUCUAUGUGAUCGGAAUUGUAAUUUAGAUGAUGUAGAAUUAGUCUAUUCACCUAGAAGAAAUUCUUCAUUGAUUGCAUUAAAUAUGGCACUUGGAAGAUCUUCAGUUCUGAGAAAAAAUUCCACAUUUUCAUUAUCAACUAAUGGAUAUACCCACAGUCAUCAUGGUAUGGAAGGAACGGGGAUCUUACCAAUGUCUCCAAGUUCAACUACUUCAAGUUCUCCACCUCCACUUGCUCCUGGAGUAUUACCUACUUCUAAAUCACAAUUGAAUUUUUAUUCCUAUGCAGAAAUGAUUAAUGAUGAUAGUGGGAAUUCAAUGAGAAGAAGACCAAGUUUUAAACAUGCUUAUUCUCAAGGGUUUAUCAAUCCUCCAAGACAAAGAACUCCAUCGGCAAUUUCUCCAUUCACAACCGCCACCAAACCAAAACAUCCAAAGAAGAGUGUUUCGGCUGGUAGUACGAAUAAACAAAAAUUCUUGAUUUCUCCAGAAUCAAGUGAUUCAGAAGUUGAAAUCGAUGCUAAGGUGAUCAAACCAAUUAGAAGCCGUACCAGUGUAAUUGCCGGUCCACUUUCUCCAAAUAGUGAUAAUGAGAGUUUGGUUUCUAGUUCGAUUGGUGAAUGUAUUAGACAAACUACUAAUGAAAUUAAUGGUCAUUAG